Messenger RNA from Aphis gossypii (cotton aphid), 3000 nucleotides. RefSeq names its product high affinity cationic amino acid transporter 1. The record is from RefSeq and is a predicted model, not a curated record. The transcript has 12 exons. Bases 459 to 2303 code for a protein of 614 amino acids. Gene Ontology annotation, biological process: transmembrane transport; amino acid transport. Gene Ontology annotation, molecular function: amino acid transmembrane transporter activity. Gene Ontology annotation, cellular component: plasma membrane. Lineage: Eukaryota; Metazoa; Arthropoda; Insecta; Hemiptera; Aphididae.
ACGCGACUCAUAAUUAUUCGUUCACGGACGCGCGCGCGGUAUACCGCGGUUUAACGACUUCUGUUCGAAUAAGGACGUUAUCCGAGAAAAAAAUCCCAAAACUCUUAAACGAAUAAUCAUAUUAAAACAAUUAUAAAAAUUUAAACCGCGGGCCGUCUAAUAUCCGAAUCUAAAACUACAAUAAACACAGCUAUAGCAAUUAUCGUGCUAACAUCCACUGUUAUAACCACCACAAAUAAUUUAUACAAUCUAAAUUCGAUUUAGUAUCAAACUUAAAAAAAAAUAAUAGUCGUUCGUUGAAUUCUACAAGACUCCACCGAUAUAUAAGCUUCACUCGAUCUUUCGAAUCGCUCGGCAGAAAGUCGUCUCGCCGUAUUCAACCCGUCGUCGUAACAUCUGAUCGUGAAAACGGGAAAUUUGACCAAUUGUGAUCUACUUGCUGGAUCGACGACGGCAUCAUGGAUGGCUCUUGGUGGAACUCGCGAGAAAAACUAAUACAGGUGAUGUCUAGACGUAAAAGCGACAACGACGUAGUGAUUGAUCAACCAGGCAAGGAAAAACUAGCCAGGGUCCUCAAUCUGGUAGACUUGACGGCACUUGGUGUAGGGUCAACAUUGGGUGUGGGCGUAUACGUACUCGCUGGAGCUGUAGCUAAAACAGACGCCGGUCCGGCGGUUGUGCUAUCGUUCAUUUUGGCCGCCUUUGCAUCAGCUUUUGCAGGUCUGUGUUAUGCUGAAUUCGCAGCGCGAGUGCCAAAAGCCGGGUCGGCUUACGUUUACAGUUACGUCGGAGUUGGCGAAUUUGUCGCGUUCGUUAUUGGAUGGAAUCUGAUACUCGAAUACGUCAUUGGUACUGCGAGCGUCGCCAAAGGUCUAAGUAACUACAUCGACGCUUUGUUAGAGUAUCCCAUGAAAAGAACAAUGACCGAACUCUUCCCCAUGAAUGUCAGUUUUUUGUCCGAGUUUCCAGACUUUUUGUCAUUUAGCGUUGUAUUACUAUUAUCGAUCUUACUAUCGUGGGGAGUUCGAGAAUCCACAAUGAUUAACAACAUAUUUACAGUCGUUAAUUUAUUAACCGUAGCUACCGUCGUUAUAACCGGAUUAUUCAAAGUUAAUUUAUACAAUUGGAAUAUACCAAAACAAGACAUUCCGAAGAACGUAAAAGGCGGCGAAGGUGGUUUUAUGCCUUUUGGAUGGGCCGGAGUAACUGCAGGGGCUGCAAAAUGUUUUUAUGGAUUCAUCGGUUUCGACACAGUAGCAACGACAGGAGAAGAAGCGAAAAAACCGAAACGUGACAUUCCGUUGGCCAUCAUAUUGUCGUUGUCCAUCAUAACUUUUGCAUACUGCUGUAUCAGUUCGGUGUUAACUCUCAUGUGGCCAUAUUAUAAACAGGACGCUGACGCGCCGUUCCCCUACGUCUACGACCAUCUCGGCUGGACAACAAUAAAAUGGAUUGUUUCUUCUGGCGCUAUCUUCGCUCUGUUUACCAGUCUCAUAGGUACCAUGUUUCCAUUGCCGAGAAUUCUAUACGCUAUGUCCUGUGACGGUCUCCUGUUCAGCAUGUUCUCUGAUAUUCACCCAAAGUACCAGACACCUCUAUUAGCCACUCUGUUGUCGGGAUUGCUUGCGGGCAUUAUGUCAGCAAUUUUCAAUCUGGAACAGCUGAUCGAUAUGAUGUCGAUCGGCACAUUAUUGGCGUACUCGAUCGUGUGCAUUUGUGUGCUAGUGUUAAGGUACAAAAACGACUCGGACGUGGAGUUUGUAAUCAAAGGUAACGAUGAAUUGGAGACCAGCAGUUUCACAGAAACCAUCAUCAAGACUGUGGUAAAGUACUUUAACCUGUCCAACAUUAAAUACGCCAAUGAAGAAACCGAGAGUGUGGCCACGAUCAUCACUAUGUUGUACAUUUUUACGUCUGCUGUGUUUUGCUUCAUCACCGUCCAACAAGAAGGUUUAGCAAGUAGCAACGACGUUGCGGCGUACACAAGCGCUAUUUUAGCCGUUGUGCUUUUACUUUUGUUGCUAUUACUCUCCAGACAACCCCAAUCGACCAAAGAACUUUCGUUUAAGGUACCGCUGGUUCCACUCAUACCGUGCAUAAGCAUCUUAUUGAACGUUUACUUGAUGAUGAAACUCGACAUACACACCUGGAUCCGUUUUGCCAUUUGGUUGUUAAUUGGAUUGUUCAUAUACGUAUUUUAUGGCAUGAAGAACAGCGUCGAGGGACAGAAGCAGAUGGAAGAGCCAAAAAAGAGACCAUCAAGUUCUACGGUGGUGCAUCCAAUUUCCACCAUCAAGUUAUAGUACACACGUUAAGCGUAUAUGUAUACUGGCAAUAAGAUAUCGAUCAGAAUAUGAACAUUCCAUUUCAAACUUAAAAAUAAAACCGACUGUUGUGCGAACGAUGUCACUUUUCAAAACGCACCGCGCAGGGCGACUAUCGUUCCCAAAAUAUUUACACAUACCAGUAUUAUGAUAAAAUACACGUCUUAUAAACAAAUAAUGUAUUAUGUUAUAAUAUAUAUAACGAACGGCUACUUAAUAUGUAUAUUACUAUUAUUACUAUACAAAACUCAGUCGUUUUAUACAAAACUAUUAUAAUAUAAUAUUAACAUGACUUAUAAUACAUAGUCGUGUAAUUUAUGUCCUUAAUUUUUUUUUUUUUUUGUAUGUUGUGAUAUUUAUUUAUAGAAUAAUAAAUAAUACAUAGUAUAGCAAAAAUGACGAAGUUUUAAAAUUAAACAAUUAUUGAGUAAAUUCAAAAAUCUUCGUGUUUCUAUGUAGGUAUUUAAUUAUAAAGUAAAUAAUGAAUGUUAUAUACUUAUAUGAUAAAAUGUAUUGUACAAGAAAAAUUAUUUUUCUUAAAAGUUUAUUUUUUUUUUAACUAUUAUCAACAAUAUUAUUUUAUUAUUUUCUAUUUAAUGAAUAUAUUAUAUUAUAAUAUUUAUUUUUAGUAUUUAGUAAGCGUUUAUUAGAAACACAAUAUAAUACAUUUAAUUAG